ACUCUCUCGCUGGCUCGAGGGGCGGCCGGCAGCUGGCGCUGGCAGAGGCGGCGGCGGCGGCGGCGGCGGACCGGGAUGGGACGGGCGCUGGGGCGCAGGAGCCGCGGCGGCGGCGGCGGGGGCCGCGCAACUCGGGCCAAGUGCGGGGCAGCCGGCCAGGGCGCGGGGCUCUGAGCCUCGGCCGCCCCAGCUCCCCAGCCACGCACGGCCGAGCCCAGGAGAGCGCGCAGAGGCGCAGCCGAGGAAGCGCCGCCAGCGCCGGCGCCUGCGUCUGGGGAGGAGCGGCGCGCUGGGAGCGAGCCAUGCCCGGCGCCCGGGCGUAGCCGCCGGGGGCUGCUCCGGGAGCCGCGGGCCGGGCCGGGCGCGCGAGAGGAGCAGCCCCGCGCCGCGCCCACCGCGCGCCGAGGACCAUGCCGCCCCCGGGCCGGGCGCCGCCGCUCGGGCUCCUGCUGGCGCUGACUGCGCUCCAGUGCCCAGUGACAGAGAGUCGAGGGAUUGUGGAUAGCCUGCAGAAGUUCUCCUCGCUCCCUGCUUACCUCCCUACGAACUUGCACAUCUCCAAUGCAGAGGAGUCCUUUUUCCUUAAAGAGGCCAACCAAGACCUCACAAGGAACUCCAGUCUGCAGGCCCGGGUGGAGCCAUUCUUCAUCUACCGAGCCAGAACACCCCCUGUUAUCAAUGCCAGCUAUGGCCCAUUUUCAGUGGAGAAGAUAAUCCCCCAGGAGCUCCUGUUGACAUCUACAGCCUUUGGAAAUAUGGACAAAUUUCCCUUCAACUGGAAAUUGAAAUCCCACAUCCUCGACAGCUCCAUCUACUCCAACAGACCCAAAGUGCAGACCUUGUUUUACGUCACUGGCAUGGGCUGGGAUGACAGCGACCUCACGGAAGAUCUACCCUGUGUCAAGAUGUUUGCUUUCCCUGAGGCCAGGGAAGUGGCGGCCAGCUGUCGGCUGCAAGGGGCCCCAGGGCUGUGUGUGGCUGAGCUGGAGCUGCUGCCCGAGUGGUUCAGCUCAGGCCUGGACCUGGAGCCGGAGGAGGAGAUCCCAGCCCUGCUCGGUGGCACCGCGAUGGAGCUCUUCUUCACGCUCUACCCAGCUGACAAGGCUGGCCAGUGUCCUCUGGAGGAGGAAGGCAAGUGGGAGAACAAUAUCCACUCAGGCCUGGAGAGCCCCCAGCAAGCAUUUCCAGCCCGAGAGAGGAUUGGGAGUGUGGUGGUCUACCCAACCCAAGAUGAUCUGAAGUGGUCCCUGGUGAGCUUGGACGAGAAUGUGGUCAUCUCGGUGCCUCUGAAUCUAGUCCGGGAAGGGGACACGGCCACCUUUUUGGUCUCUCUGACCAGUAGCUCUGUGGCAGACCAGUUCACUCUUAGAAUUAAGGCAGCAGCAGGUGUGAAGAUAACGGCAGUGAGAGUCAGCAGUGAGGACCAAUGGGCAGUCCAGGAGGAAAUUGAUAAUGGCAGCACUCAGACGUCGGCCACCCUCACCUGCAUGGGCCAUCGCCCGGACACGCAGAGCAGGGUAAAUGGAUCCUUCUAUGAGAUCUUGCAAGUGGACUUUGGAAUCGAUAACAGCAGUGACCUGGCUGGGGCCCAGCAGAUUACCUGGCAGGUGGAGUACCCUAUUGAGGACUCCAUGAGUGAGCUGGUCGUCUCCGAGAUCUUCGUCAGCCAGACAACCUUCGUGGGCAUCGUCCCUCUUGCCAUGGACACUGAGGUUUUGAACACCGCCAUUCUCACCGGAAAGCCUGUUUCGGUUCCUGUCAAAGUCGUGGGGGUCCAGGAGGAUGGUUCUGUGGUCGAUGUGUCUGAGUCUGUGGAAUGCAAGUCUGCCGAUGAAGACGUCAUUAAGGUUUCCAACAACUGUGAUUCCAUUUUUGUGAAUGGGAAGGAAAUGAAGAGCAAAGUGGACACGAUUGUGAACUUCACCCACCAGCACUUCACCUCCCAGUUCGAGGUCACUGUCUGGGCGCCCAGACUCCCCCUGCAGAUUGAGAUCUCAGACACUGAGCUGAGCCAGAUCAAGGGCUGGAGGAUCCCGGUUGCUGCCAACAGAAGGCCUACCCGGGAAAGUGAUGACGAGGACGAUGAGGAGAAGAAGGGACGAGGCUGCUCCCUGCAGUACCAGCACGCCACGGUGCGUGUCCUCACCCAGUUUGUGGCCGAGUCACCUGACUUAGGGCAGCUGACCUACAUGCUGGGCCCCGACUGGCAGUUUGACAUCACUGACCUUGUGACCGAGUUCAUGAAGGUGGAGGAGCCGAAAAUCGCUCAGUUACAGGACGGCAGGACCCUGGCUGGUCGGGAGCCAGGAAUAACCACGGUGCAGGUCCUCUCGCCGCUGUCGGACUCCAUCCUGGCCGAGAAGACAGUGAUUGUCCUGGACGACCGAGUCACCAUCGCAGAGCUGGGAGUGCAGCUCGUAGCUGGCAUGUCUCUCUCCCUGCAGCCUCACCGAGCAGACAAAAGGGCCAUCGUCUCCACAGCUGCUGCCCUGGAUGUUCUUCAGUCCCCACAGCAGGAGGCAAUAGUAAGUUCUUGGAUUUUGUUCAGUGAUGGUUCGGUGACACCUUUAGACAUUUACGAUCCUAAGGAUUAUUCUGUUACUGUCUCAUCAUUGGAUGAAAUGGUGGUGUCUGUCCAGGCAAACCUUGAGUCCAAAUGGCCAAUUGUGGUUGCAGAGGGUGAAGGACAAGGGCCUUUGAUUAAGUUAGAAAUGAUGAUAAGUGAACCUUGUCAGAAGACCAAGAGGAAGAGUGUUCUUGCCGUGGGUAAAGGAAAUGUCAAGGUCAAAUUCGAACCAAGUAGUGAUGAGCACCAAGGAGGCAGCAAUGAUAUUGAGGGCAUAAAUCGGGAAUAUAAAGACCACCUCAGUAAUUCCAUAGAGCGCGAAGGAAACCAGGAGAGAGCAGUCCAGGAAUGGUUCCACCAUGGCACACCUGUUGGCCAAGAGGAAAGUACCAACAAAAGCACAACCCCCCAGUCUCCCAUGGAAGGGAAGAAUAAGUUACUCAAAAGUGGUGGUCCAGAUGCCUUUACAAGCUUCCCCAGUCAAGGGAAGUCACCGGACCCCAAUAAUCCUAGUGACCUCACAGUGACCUCAAGGGGGCUAACGGACUUGGAGAUUGGCAUGUAUGCCCUGCUCUGCGUCUUCUGCCUGGCCAUUCUGGUCUUCUUGAUCAACUGCGUGGCGUUUGCCUGGAAAUACAGACACAAAAGGUUUGCUGUGAGUGAGCAGGGCAACAUCCCCCAUUCCCACGACUGGGUCUGGCUUGGGAAUGAAGUGGAACUUUUGGAGAACCCUGUUGACAUUACACUCCCGUCGGAGGAGUGCACAACCAUGAUAGACAGGGGCCUGCAGUUCGAGGAGAGGAACUUCCUUCUGAACGGCAGUUCCCAGAAGACUUUUCAUAGUCAACUACUCAGACCCUCUGACUAUGUCUAUGAGAAAGAAAUUAAAAAUGAACCUAUGAAUUCUUCGGGCCCAAAGAGGAAGAGAGUCAAGUUCACUUCCUACACCACCAUCCUCCCAGAGGACGGCGGCCCAUACACCAACUCCAUCCUGUUUGACAGCGAUGAUAACAUCAAGUGGGUCUGCCAAGAUAUGGGGCUGGGGGAUUCACAGGACUUUAGAGACUAUAUGGAAAGACUGCAAGACCAGAUGUAAACUCCUUUCUUAUGUUUGUAUUCACCUUUAUGCCUUCUGUUUUUUGAAUGCUGGAGCAGUGAGUUUGAUCAGCAAUAGGGGAUGAUUUAACAAAGUUUGAUUUGUGGAGGUCUGGUGGGAUUCAUUUCUCAGCAGGUAAAAGAGGUCUGGAGAGCUAUGGAAGCUGGGUUUUAAGUCUGGAAAUGCCUCUAAAACAGCCACAUGUGGGGACUGGAGAAAUUCUAAGACAACAGUUUUAUGGACUGCCUGAUACGAGCUCAGUGCAAAUGUAUUAAACCUGACCCCACAGACAUUGUUAGUCAUCUUGUGACAAAUGGCCAUGUGGAAUUAGAAAAGAUUUGGGUGUUGAUUUUUCUAUUCCUAGACCUUUUAAAGCACAGUGGACACUUAUUGCCCCUUGGCCUGAGUUUAGACAUACAUGAAAGAUGACUGAAUGUAGCUAUCCUGAUUUGUCAUGAGCGCUGCUCAUUAUUUUUAUAUACAUUUGCACCUGCACCUGUUCCUUUGACCUCUGGAAUUCUUUUUGAAACAUGAAGAGAAGAAAUUUCGGUCUUUUCCUUGAGCUCUGUUUGAUUUACACGAGUUUUCUUCCCUGGGAUUUGCCAUGCCAUGUUAUUUCCUGGGUCUCCAUACAGGAUGUCAGGUUUUUCCAGUUUUCUGCACUUCAUCAUCUAGGGAUAGUAUCCAAGAAGCUUAUUCUCACUUUGUUUUUCCUUCUUUUUGUUGUUGAACUUUCUUGUAUAACACUGGGACAAAGGGUUUUACUUAAAAUGUUAAUGUACAGUGAGGGAGGGCCAUCUCUUUACAGUUUUCUACGUGAAGUUUCAAAAAUUUGGAGAAAAGUUGUCCAUCACAGACAUUUAUUUUUAUUCUCUGCUUGUUGAAAACUCAUGGGGAACUCCUGGAGUGCAUUUCUGAGGGUAAAAAGGCCCCAGCAUAGCUGUAUUUAUACAAGUGCUUUAUGGCCAACACAAUUUAUUAUCCAAACUGAAGUCUUAAAGUAGACUUGACCUACACAGAAAGGAAAUUGCCUAGGAAAUAGAUGCAGAUUACACUUUCCAUUUUACCAGAACAAAAGUUUUUUUUUUUUUUUUUUUGAAUAAGUAGAAUGACAUUUCAAGUUAGCAAUAUAUAGAAAUCCAUCCAUACAAUGACCAAAAAAACCAAAAAAAACCAAAAAACUCAAUCAUACUCUGGCAGAGAUAAAACAUUGACAGCGUGUGCAUUUGUGGAGAGCAGCAGUGGGUUUCCCCCCAAAACCCAUACAAAUAAAUGACUAUUCCAGAACUCAAGAAGCAGCUAUUGUAGAAAACAAAUUUAAAAACCACAGCUAUUGAGAAAUCAAAAUGGCAAGAGAAAAAAAGAAACAACUCCUGCAUAAUGGUUAAAUAAAAAUGUUAUUUUAAUAACAUCAUGAAUGGUCUUAAGGCAAAAAUUUCAGAUUAGCAAAAUGUAAUGACAUAUUUAUUAAGAUCGUAUUAUUGGAAAUGUAGACACUGGACUGAUAUGCCUCAUUAUGAGCUUUACUGAGGCAUUUGCAUCUCUAAGAAAUAUAAUUUUAAAGGCCCAAAGUAGAAAGGAUCUGCAGGAGGUCGCCUGAAGCAGUGCCCUGACUCCAAAUGGCUGAUAACUGAGCUAAUCCAAGGAGAGGCGUUCAGCUGUUCUCCUAUUAUAGAUUUCCUUGGAUGGGAACAUGACAACCCAGCCUCCUCUAGCCAUGACGUGGCAGCCAAGAAGUUCUUCCUGUAUCUCUGGCCCACAGGACUGUAGUAUGUUUGUGAACAGUGCUGAAAUUGCAAGUGAUGUAGGCCUGACCUCCAGAGCCCAGUGUUCAGUUAGUUCUAUAAAAUGGGGCUUAGGAACCGAAGCUGGUGAAGUUCCCAAAAUAGUUCAGUUUGAUGGGAUAAGGAAGCGAGGAGAGCCAGGCAUUAGCUGCAAAAGGAGCUUGCAGAGAGAUGGCUGACACUUUAUGGGAAGAUUCCUCAGUCAGCCAAAAGCUUUUCAAAGAGUUUGGUGCAGAGGUAGCUCAGAGCCAACCAUACAGGACCGAAGAAAGUUCAUGUGCUGAUUGACACGUAGCUAUGCAGGUGAGUCGGCUCCUUCUGGGAGGCUUUUCAGUCCUCUCUCUCUUUGGAUCUCUAGCAUUCCAGAAAGACUGGGAAAUCAUUUCUGAAAAUGAAGAACCUCCGCUGAAACAGGGAGGAAAUCUCUCACACACAUACAGCAGGGUCCUGCCCACUGGUAAAGUGAGACUUUGGGUAGGGGGUAUAACUGGGGAGGAGGUAAAGGAAAUUAUCCCUGCCAUGGGGAGUGUUAUUAAGGAACAUAUAAAUUGGAGCAUUCCCUCUGAUGGCAGUGCUUGAUGGGGUGCAGGGAGCAAACUGGGGAGCAUUCAAACAUGCCAGCAGGGCUGGAAACUGGCCGCAGUCCUGAAGAUGCUUCUUGUGAUAACUUAGAGUCACCCUGAGUGAUACAGCUCCUGUGUAGCCACCUUUGCUCCUUUGUGUUAAAACCCGGUCAGUUCAAAAUAACAAUCAAAUGGAAGGCCAUGGGGGAAGGGUUCCUUCCACCAUAUAACCCAUACCCAGAUGUAUAGAAACACAUAUACAUACAUAUACCCGUGUGUGUGUGUGUGUGUGUGCAUGUGUGUGUGUGUGAAUACUGAAGAGCCAGACAACAAACUAUUUAGUAAGAAUCAACAGUGACUGUCAAUUGUUCUCAGAUUUGGCAUGGAUACUAUUUCUCACGAAAGAAUUUCAUUAAAAUAUUUCCUCCUCUAAAUAUUUCCUGAAGUUUAUAAACCAUGGGUUAUAGCACCUUGUUUUCCACCUAGUCAAUAUACAACUAUUAGGUGCUGUGCCCCAAAAUAUCUAAAGUGGGGGUAAAGAUAUAAACUAUUAAGCCAUGAAAUCUAAUUUUCUGGGGACCAUGCAUUUGCCUGGAUUUUCCAGGAUUUUAUGGCUGAUAGACCCAAAUUAUUAGUCUUGAUAAAUAACCUGAACCAAACAUUUAUAGAGUCCCUUCCUCUCCCAUGGGAAUGGAAUGCUCAGACUCCCGCUGAGGGAGACACCAGCAAGCCUCUUGAGAAAGCACCAGACAGUGAACUCUGUGGUCACAUGAAGGGAGGUUCAGACGCUAGACGACCAGCAUAUGACCUGGAACCACUGAGGAUUGCAACCGCUGCCUCCAGGGUCCAGAUGUGCUGCAGUAGAGGCCAGAGCACGGGAAUCAAGAAACAGCUGCCACACCAAAGAACUGAUGCUUAAACACACAGGUGUGUUGCAUUUGAGAGAAGGCAAGAAGAAAAGACAAUAGAAGGUUACCCUGGAAAAGCAACACCUAGCAAACCUCAGAAUACUCCAUGUGUCCCAAGAGAAGGAAGAAUUGACUUCCUAGCUGUUGUAUAUUGCACACUGGCCAGGAUCAAUUCUCAGGCUAUAACAAUCCUGACUAUCUAGACAGAAGUUUCUAUCUCUAAAGUCAUGCAGGGGGAAAGUUGAUGAAGUUUCGUCCCAUUGCCACAUCUGUAGACUAAGUAAUUUGUAACUUGCUAACUUUUAAGUUUUAGAACGUCCGCCUUUGUGCAUUUUGGUAGCAUUCUUGUUUGAUUAUUUUAGAAAGAGGCCUUCCCAUUGCUGGGAUGUUGGGGCCCUGUCAGAGAACUAUUAAGGCUCUGUGAGGGAACUAUUCAGUCUCACAGCCAGGACCACAGAGUGCGGUUUCAUCUGAACCCUACGUUUCAGGGACACCAAUGUGUUUUCUACUCUAGUUACCUAAACAUGGUCUCAAUUUUCCAUUUCAUUCUCUGUAAAUGACACAAUAGAUGGUUUAUAAACUCAGCAACCCUCCCCUUUUAUUAAAAUUAUAUAUAUGUGAUGUAAUGCAUAUCACCUGUCAUGUAAAGGGACAGUAUGGAUGGUGGGAAAGUUAUGCUAAAAUAUGGAUUGCAGAUAUUUUUGUAUGUAAUAUAGGCAAUAUAAUGAAACACCGAGUUUUUUAAAGUGAAAGCAUGCAAAAUUGUAGCUUUUAAAUGUACAGACAUCCCACUCAAAAAUAUCUAAACUGAUAGUGGGAAAAACAUUUGAGACCUAAUAACAUCUGAAUUUGGAAUUCUGGCCUAGAAAGGCUGUGGCUUAUGUGGGGAUUGAUGAUGGAAUCUGCCAGAACAUUUUCAUCUUAUUCUUCUUGACUUCUGGAUUUUUUCCUUUUCUUUUUUCCUGGAAAUAUUUCGGAAAUAAAGUGACUUCAUUUUUCAGCAUAAAGGUAUAUUCUAACCACAGGGUAACACAUCGUUUUUAACAUGAAAAUAAACAUUUAAACAUUCUUCAGUUGUUUCAUUAUUUUAUCUGCAUGUUCCCUAAAACAGCUGUAUGGUUGGCUAUAAUAUAGAUUUAUUUUUUCUUUUCAGCCAGAGAUUUUAAUACCCUUGAUGCAGUAAUAAAUGGACAUCAAAAGAAAACCUUUCUUAAAAGUUGCCAACACAUUUUACCUUGAAGACAUUUCUUAUUUGUUAUCCUGGUAGGCUGGGGAAAGCUCUCCAGAUGUCUCAGAAAAAGAUCUCCUGUGUCUCAUGGCCCCGCCCAGGGUCAAACCAUGUUGAAAGUCAGUGCUGAAAUGCAUGAUGCUGCGGGUGUUUGAGAGCCUUUGACCUCUGUCCACCCUUUGGUCUUUGCUCGUCAAUGGCUUGGUCUUGUAUAUGUAUUUGGGGCAGGGGCUUUGUACUGGGCCCAGGGUGCUGAGGUUUCCAGAACAGGCAGAGCUCUAGAGACCUAAGAAAACCACAGGACAGGUGAGGAUUCUAUUUGAGAGGCCAAAGUAGAUGUUUCAGCUGAAAGACGGGUGGUACACUUGCCAAGUCCCUAGAGGGGCUAGAGGCUCUCUGUUGGUGUGUGUGUAUUUCUUGAAACUGCAGAGUCGUUUCUGGCAUGCUGGCAAAUGCUGCUCCUUGCUUUCAGGAUGAAUAGGGAUGCCUCUUUGGCAAUAAUUUGACGUGUCAUAAUAAAUGCCCAAUACCAGACCUAAUCUUUCUCCAGGCCCUUCAGAUACCAUUCAAGUAACUGGGUGUAAACACGGGAGUUGGCUUUGUGAAACUGAGGCAGGAUUUCCUGCCUCUAAACUAUUGGCAGCAAAAGAGCCAAAAAUGUGCUCCCGGGUGCAAAACCCCAGCCCCAUCAGAAUCGCUUCUCAGCAGUUUGGGUAACUGUUUUCCACUAACAGCUUCCUCCUUGUCUUUUCCCUGGGAAGAUGGGAGCCCUGACACAGAACUCAACCAGUCCAGCACUUUGGGAGGCCCAGGUGGGCAGAUCACCUGAAGUCAGGAGUUUGAGACCAGCCUGGGCAACGUGGUGAAACCCUGCCUCUACUAAAAAUACAAAAAUUAGCCAGGCGUGGUGGCACGUGCCUGUAGUCCCAGCUACUCUGGAGGCUGAGGCAGGAGAAUCACUUGAACCUGGGAGGUGGAGGUUGUAGUGAGCCAAGAUGGUACCACUGCACUCCAGCCUGGGCAACGAGAGCAAGACUCUGUCUCAAACAAAAACAAAAGAAGAAAAACAAAAAGAACUUAACCAGUUCUCCCCAGAUCUCAGCGUGCAUGCAUAUAUAGAGUUUAGUAAAAUAUGUUUCAAAAAAAGAAGGAUAAAAGAAAGUUUGAAAUAAGAUUUGUGAAAGAACGAACACUUUAUAUUUAGGUUUUGUGUGUGGGUGCAAAAUGUAAACAUGGCAUUUGAAAUUUUUUGGUAUUGAAAUCCUUAAUGCCUGUUAGUUUCUUUAUGGUUUCAUACAAUCGAGAUAGGUUCUGAAGUCUUUUUGUUGUUUGCUUUUAGAAAUUUUUAAAAAUACAAAAAAAAAAGCGCAGAAACAUUUUCAUCUGGGUUACUGUGUUUAUAGACUAUUCUAUGGCUCAAGACAAAUAGGGCACCAUCAUUUUCCAGAUAAGAAAUAACAGUUCAAGUUCAUUAGGGAAAUUAUCUUCCCAGUCCAAGCAAGCAAUAACGUUAUCAACUUACAAUACUGGACAAUCUUCAUAUUCUAGGAGAUGCCUUUAAAAUUUCUUUGGAUUUAAUUGCUGCUCUUGGUCAGUUGUUCAAAUGAAACAUUGUAAUUUUAUGUUAACGACAAGAGUCUCACGGGAGUCUCUUUAGAUGCUGCAGGAACUGAGAGGAUAGAAGACCUCUCUAUACAUCUACAUUGCCCAUUGGAGUAAAGCACUUUACGAACAGAGAGAUGGAUGCCGCUUUGGGAUUUGGGGUCUGUGUGAUGCUGAUUUUUUUCAAACCUAUUUGGAAAUAUUGCUUCUUUGGGAUGGCUGAAAUAACUUUUGACCUGACACAUCUUUCUGUACUUCCUGUGGCCAAAACAGCAAGUGAGACUUUCUGUUUCCCAUUAUAAGGCUGGAGCUGAAAUAGUCUGCCACGUUAUUGUUACCUCCUUUGUAAGAAUUUGACUUUCUGAAUGAAAUAACAGAAUGCCAGUGUCAACACUGACCAUAUGAUAUCGUUAUUUCACUUAGAGAUGCUUCCUCAAAGAGCGUGCCUUUUUCCUCCAUCAUAACUGCUUUAGGAUCUCUGUUUUAUCCACGUAUUUCCCACAUAGUAGAAGCAUUUUCCAUUUCCAUGAAUAUUACAGGCUGAGAAGGAGCACACAUCUGGCACUGAUAAGCACACUGGCCCAGGCACUCAGCCUUCUCAUUUCAUUAAUCUGGUUGGUGACAGUUUCCAUCGGGCACACCUGGAAAUGUCCAUCGGACCUAUUGCCGUCUCAGUUGCUGCAAUGCAGUGAAUUACCCCAGAGCCACCAGUUCACAUGCCCAAAGAUGAACUGGCCCAUGGAGGGACUUGAUCGCCAAGUGACUUCCUUUCUGUAGUUAUCCUCUGAUAUGACCCUUAUUUUGGACUUCUAGCAAGGGCCCCCAUUCAAUGUGGAUUCCAAGAACAAAACCAAUUGUCCAACCUCCAUUACAGGGGUCUCCUAGGUAUUCCCCACACAUUAUUGUGGGCAUAAGCAAACACCACAACUAUGAAAGGCUGAGAGUGGAGAAUUAAGUUAUAAGGAAAUGAUCAAACCUAGGAAAAAAUAAGUGGCUAUAAAACACUGAAAGAUAAUCACAUCCACAUAGCGCAUAUCAUGCAGCAGACCCGUGCUCUUAGAGGGAGGUAGUGUGUGUCUUCCCAUGGCAAAUAAUUUUUACAAUACUGCUCAUGUAUAAUGUGUGUCUACAGGGCAUGCUGUUGUCUCAAAAUUGAAAUGUGCAUCUUAGGUAUCAGUUCCCAGCCUCAGACUCUUCUCAGGCAGGUGGACUGGAUCUCAGCUGCAGAACAUAGUGAGUGGCCAAACCUAUACAGGCCAGCCAGUAGUGUGCUUUGGGGUGAUUGCAAGGCAGCAAACAGUGGGGACAAGUUUUGUCUGGCAUUUGAAAAGGUGUUAUCCCUUACUUUCCACAUUUCUGAAUCGGAUUCUUGUUCCCUGGUAAACGCCAGAUAUUAUAAACAGAGCAUGCUGUUAUGACAUUGUGCUUCUAUAUACCUUUUUGUAUAAUGUAUCUAUCUCAUUAUAUUACCUAUGGUUUCAGUAUGAUCUGUUGUGUAUGUUCCACCGUAUAUUUAAUGUCUCUGUAAAGGCACUUCCAAACAUUUUGAAAACGAAGAAAUAAAACAUGUUGGAUGAUUCCUUGUUAUAGUAAAACAAUUAAUUGGUAGGUUCCAGGAAAUAAUCUUUUCUUCAAACAGGUGUUCAGAGGUAGAUAUUCAGAUGUCCUUAAGUCUGCCAUAGAGGAAGCUAUGUCUUCAGGUUCUUGAUGGCAGUUAUGGGCUGAGACCUUGAGAAUAAAGGAAAACGAUGGCUUAUUUAAGCAUAAGGGCAAGAUUCCCAGAGAAAUGGGCUGGCUCUCGAGCCCCAAAGAAAAUACUUUGGCAAAACAUCAUGUUGGGCCCUAGUCUACAUUAGGAAGGGACCAUCCAGAAAGAAGACAGUGGUGCCCCGUGAAUGUCUAUAGCUAAGACAUGCAAACUCAAUUCUUGGAAAAGGGGAAGAAAAGUCAAUUUUUCUUUAAAGCUGACAAAGUUGAGUUUUAAUGAGAGAAAAAGCUUUAUUCAGAUAUGUCUCUGCCUGUAGGGAGAGGUUUGAAGUGGCAGGAAAGUAUUUAUGAGGUCUGAGUGGCAGGAAAGCUCAUUCAGGCACCAAAAAUUCCAGUUCAUGUUCAUAGUCUUGGGAUGUGUUACAUUUAACUUCAUAACAACUAAAAUAUUUCAAUGUGUUGAGUCUCCACUGCUCUGCAAAUAUUAACCAGGAAAAGGACCUCUACCAUGCCAUACCUCUACCCUCUCCAGACAAUUGGCUUUAAUAGCUAUGUUGCCUGAACUAAUGUCUGCCAUUGCUAACUAAAAUCUCUUAGAAUUCAGCUUUAGAAAUGCAAAUACCCACCCAUGAUAGUGUCACGUUGGCUUUCUUAGAUAACCGUGGCAGUCUUAAGCCAACAUCCAUGCUCUCUGUGAUAGUUACAUGGGUCUGUGGCAGUUUCUUAACCAAUAGCGUGGUCAGCACUACUCUAGACAUAAAGAGUUGUUUACAGAAAUCCCUUCUCUUCGUGCAAAGGGCAAUAACUUUAUAAACAGAACAUGGCUGAGAUACAACCAUUUCUUCGAUGCCUUGACACUUCCUUUAAACAAAGAUGCAAAACAGAACUCAAGAAGGCAGCAUCUCCAAGACCUCUGACGCCACCUUGGAGCACGGUUAAUCUACAGGUGAGUUUCCAUGGUGGAUUGGACACAAACUUGGCUUGAGCUACACAUAAUGGAGAACCUUGCUUGGUGCUACAGAUUAUUAUGGGUCAAUGCUGUUGAAAAUUGAUCUUUUAGUAUUCUAAAUAUUUAAAUAAUACUUGUCCUAAAAAUUGUUAGCAUGAACUUGUACACUGUAUAUUCAGGUAUUCUUGUUUUAAACCUGCAAGAUUAAUGACAAUACUGACAUUGACAUUACCUACUAUUGAUAGUUUUUUUUCAUACAAAGCAGGGGGGAGCUUAUAUUUCUAAUUUCAGUGUUUUUUACUUUAUUUCACAAAAUCUCAAAGACAUUCUAUGACCUAGGAGCCUUCCAGUGCCCUUUUCAGCAGGAAUAAGAAAGCAUAUUUGGGCCGGGUGCGGUGGCUCAUGCCUGUAGUCCCAGCAUUUUGGGAGGCCGAGGCCGGGAAGAUGACUUGAGGUCAGGAGUUCGAGACCAGCCUGGCCAACAUGUUUAGUGAAAUCCUGUCUGUACUAAAAACACAGAAAUUAGCCAGGUGUGGUGGCGCACACCCGUAGCCCCAGCUACUCAGGAGGCUGAGGCAGGAGAACCACUGGAACCCGGUAGGCGAAGGUUGCAGUGAGCCGAGAUCACACCAUUGCACUCUAGCCUGGGGAACAGAGUGAGGAAAAAAAACGUAUAUUUGGAUUUUUAUACAUUAUGGUGUCUGUUAACUGGAUGACUAGUGUCCCUUUGUGUGUGCAUUGAGAAGGUGAUCAGAGAUGAAGGAGGAAAAAUCAGGAAAGCGAUGUUAACCAAGAGCCAAUUCAGGGAGCAUAUUAUUGUUCAUCAUUGUCACUCUAUAUGAGUCAUAUCUGUCCUUGGGUUGGGAGGGUUCCUUCCUAUUUAAUUAGGAAAUGUUAGCCCUUAAAGCUCAUCUAGGGAGCAUGAUUAAAUAACUGCUGCAAGUCUGAAGCUGCUGUACCUGGAGGAUCUAUAAACUAAAGAGCUCUUUGUCCCUACAAAGGAGUGGAUGGGUGCAGCACAUCAACAUGGCACAUGUAUAUAUAUGUAACAAACCUGCAUGUUGUGCACAUGUACCCUAAAACUUAAAGUAUAAAAAAAAAAAAGAGCUCUUUGGUCCUAACCUUUCUCUUCUUCUCAAGGAGCCUCUAAACUUCCCGUCUUUCCUUACGUGAUCUGAAAUCGAGUUAUGAUGUUUGGAGACCUCUGUCAGCCCUGUGGCAGUUCCAACUCAUAUCCAGACUCUCAAAUGCAAAGGGGAAACUACCAAACCUAAAAUGACUGCAGAUUAUGUUUAAAUGCCUGCAAGGCUUAAUAUUAUGCCAACUUCAUCACUGCUAAGUUUAGAACCCAUGAAAUUUUCAUGACGUUUGAAAACAAUCCAUGGUGGGACUUCCUAACUUUCCAAGAAUUUUCAAAUGCUUACAGUGAAUACCAAUAAAUUGUAGCCUGUUGAAAAUGAUAAAGAGUAUUUAAAACCAGAUAAUUUCAUAGGCAAAACAAUAACUUUACCAAAUAAAUGCAUUUCAUAUUUACAUGUGGUUUUACGAUAAAUGUUAGAUAUGCCUGGUAGUGGAACCUUCAGAUGGAAGAGCAUAUGUGGGGUCUGCAGCAGCCCUGAGAGAUGGCCCUGGUUCCAGGAAUCACCUGAUGUUUUCAUCCUGGUGAUGAGAAGUGUGUUCGGAGAAGGCACAGGAAAUAGGAGACCUAUUGGUAAAUUAUGGAACCAAGGGCGCUGUCCACUUUAUUUUAUUUAUAACAAUGAGUAUGUGGUUGAAAUAUGAAUAUGAGAAGUGAAAUACUUUUUAAAAACCUCACAUUACCCCAGUCUUCAAUGUUCUAGAUUUUAAAACUACCAAUAUGCUUUACUUAACAUAAAAUUAUAGGGCAAAAUGGGAAAACAGCUUGUUUUUCAUGUUGAGAGGAACACUUCCAUAUGAAAUGGGAAAUAAUGAUCCAAAAUAACCACUAAUUUGAUUAAUGUGACAAUAAGAGGUAAAAAUCCUCAUUACCAGGUUUAUGGAUCUGGCAAAGAGGCAAUGAAAACCCAUGACUGCAGUGAGCUGAUACUUUGAGGAAGAGAGAAUUCUGGCAGUAGUGAUUGGGUAUAAACUCUUUAUGGUCAGAUUAAAGUCAAAAUCAUAUUCCAGGCUAAGGAAGCAGCACACACAGAGGUAUGGAGUUCCAUGUUCUUGAAAUGUAAGGGACAGGAGCUCAGUAGAGCCUGGCUGAGUCAGGGAACCUCACUGUGGAGCUCCGACUUUUUGUAUCGUGACUCCUGUGGGAAGGGUGUGAGCUGGCCACCAGCAGGAAGGAGAUGUGACCUGAGUUAUAUUUGAAAAACAAACCUACAGCAUAUCAGCCAUGUACAGGGCUCUAGAUUUGGGUCUGAGGUGUUAAGGUGUUUCUUACUCCAAAGAGUUUAUGGUCAUCUAGGAGAUAGGUGCCUGGGAACGUGUCCUGAAUUCUGUUCAGUUCUUAAAUGGGGGGAAACAAGGGUUUAAAGGUGUUGAUGGAGCACAUGAGCUGAGUAGGCAGAUUGGAAGUAAAAUAUGUUUGGGUCAUACUGUAGUGAACUCUUUAGCAUGAUAUUUCUCCAAGAGUGUUAUAAUUAAGCUUGGCCAGAUUAGAUGAUGAAAAAAAAAAAGAAACAAAUCACUAAAAAAUAUAAUUCUGUGAACACAUUCUGUUUUUGGGAAUGCUUUUUAAUCUUCUCCCAUGAAGAUUUUCAGGCCAUAUUUAAGACUUAGAAAUAUGGCUGUGAAAAAAAACAUUUUAAGCAUUCCUUAACUCUGAAUUUUCUAUACAUUACCCACUUUUCUUUUUCAUUUUCCCUAUUUAAAUUAAUUAUUAAUUAGAUUUGUUAUUUGCUUAUUUUUGUCUAAACCUAUUUAAAUCCUCAUGGACUGCAUUGCACACUUUGAGGAAUGCUCCUGUAGAGUGUUCUGUCAAUAUUGCUAAAAAUUCAAAUUCUACUUUAUUUUUAGUUUCAGCAGUGUUUUUAGGAAGUGAAAGUACCCGUGGAGAGAGAGGAUGGGAGAAUGGAGAGGAGGUGGAUAUUGAGUGAUUUUAGAACAACUGUUUGAUCCUAUGGAUUAUUUGCUGUGCUUAAAUACGUACCUGGAAUCCGUAAAGCUUUGGGAUUCAACACAAACCACAAAACCCAUCCAAGAGUGACGAGUGGGGCAGGAAGGCAGGUACCUGCUCAGUUCGAGAAACUGUGAGCCCUUUUGAGGCUAAGCAAGGUAAAUAAGCUAAAUGCUUUUAUAAAAAUACAUUUUUUUACAAGAAAUAAUCUGUCUUGUAUCAGCCCAAACACUAAUGAGAUAUUCACUCUAGAAAAUCAAAAUCAGCUACUUUUGCUUGAGUUUACUUGUUUUUCUAAUUAGACCUUAUUUUUUAGAGCACUUUUUGAUUUAUAGCAAAAUUGAGCUGGAGGUUCAGAGAUUUCCCACGUACGUCCUGCACCCACACCCACACAUGUAUGUGUAGGAGAUUGAGUUCACCUUUCAUUUGCUAACAGGCAUAUUGAGAUACACUUCGCAUACAACACAAUUUAAAGUAUAGAGUUCGGUAGCUUUUAGUAUAUUCAUACCUUUACCACAGUCAAUUUUAGAAUAUGUUCAUUUUGCCCAAAAGAAACCCUGUACUUAUUAGCAGUCAGUCCAUUUUCCUCAACCCACUAGGUCUAGAAAGCCACAAAUUUGUUUUCUGUAUCUGUAGAUUUGCUUUUUUUCCGAACAUCUCAUAUGAAUAAAAUCAUAAAAUAUGUGUAUUUUGUGCCAAAUUUCUUUCACUUAGCAUACUGAUUUCAAAGUUGAUCCAACUUAUAGCAUAUAUCAGUACUUUAUUCCUUUUUAGGGCAAAGAAAUCUUCCAUUACAUGGAUACCCCACAUUUUAUUUCUCUACCCGUCACUUGCUGGGCACGAGUUGUUUGCAACAAAUAUUCAUAUACAUAUUCUUGUGUGGACAUAUGUUUUCGCUUCUCUUGGGUAUAUAUCUAGGAGUAGGAUUGCUGGGUCAUAUGGCAAGUCUCUAUUUAAUGGUUUAGACUCAGUACUUUGUUUUCUGCCUUUCCACAGCUCAGUUUCAUAAAGAGGCAGGAGCCUUUUGUUCAGGGCUCCUUGGCAGUAAGGUAAUUUCCUCUUCUGCAUUGUAUCCAGCUGACCCUUGCUCAGUGCUGUUCUUUGGUGGAAAGACGGAAUGCUGGGAAGCCAGCACCUCUUACUCCUUCUAGCUAGCAGUUUUACAGUGAUAGAUAUAAUAGAUAUCUUCAGCUAGUAUUGUUGAAUUAUCUCUCUGAUUCUGUCCAAUUUUGCUUUAUAUAUUUUGGGGCUCUGUUAUUAGGUAUGCAUAUAUAGUCAUUAUUGUUAUAUCUUUGUGAUGGUGUGACCUUUUUAUUAUUUUAGCACUUUUAUAUCUUUAGCUCUAAUAACAUUUUUAAAGAUUGAAAGUUGAUUUUGUCUGAUGUUAGUACAACCACUUCAGCUUCUUUGUAGUUGCUGUUUGCAUGAAGUAUCUUUCUCCAUUCUUUUACUUUCAAUUUAUUUGUAUCUCUGGGUCUAAAAUGUAUAGAUAGCACAUAGUUGAAUCUUUUAAAAAAUACAGUUUAUAAUCUCUGAUUUUUAUUGGAAUGUUUAAUCCAUCCACAUUUAAUGUUAUGAUUGAUAUAGCUGGAUUUAUUUCUGCCAUUUUACAUUGUGUUUUUAAAAUAUCUCAUGACAUUUUUAUUCCUGUAUUUCUAUUGUACUUUUUUGCAUUAAGAAACAUUUUCCAAUGUAAUAUUUUAAUUCAAUUGAUAGAUUUUUCACUAUUUGUUGAGUUAUUUUUGAGUGGUUGUGCUUGAGCUUGCCAUCUAUGUCUUAACUUCAGUUUUGUACUAACUUAAUUCCAGGGAGACAUAGAAGCAUUGUUCCUAUAUAGCUCUAUAUCAACUCCCCUUUCCUGUGGUAUUAUUGUUAUACAAGGUACACCAUAUAUGUUACAAAUUCAAUUAUUUAUAGUUAUAAUUAUUACUUUAAAUAUAUCAUUUAUGUCUAUUAAAGAAGCUGAGAGCAGAGAGGAGAUAAAGUAUAUAUUUAUAGAGUUUGUUAUAUUAAGCCUCUUAUUUGUCAUUCUGAUUCUCUUUAUUUGUUCUGGUGGACUUGAGUAAAUAUGUGAUGUUAUUUCAUUAUGCACA
Symphalangus syndactylus (siamang) is the source of this 17581-nucleotide messenger RNA. RefSeq names its product transmembrane protein 132B (gene TMEM132B). The record is from RefSeq and is a predicted model, not a curated record. NCBI's taxonomy places the organism in Eukaryota, Metazoa, Chordata, Mammalia, Primates, Hylobatidae.